UAUUUGAGGUUCUGCGUGUGUUUCUCAUGAUUUGAGCAAUUUGUUCGCGGUUGUUUGAAUAAAGUUUUUAUUCGGCUAGCACUUAUGGUAGUUGUAGUUCGUGUAGUUGUGUGACGAAGGCGCUUCGUCGGGCCAUUGAACAUCAUUUCCCAGAAUCCUUGGCGCUUUGCGUAGAUCGGGGCGGAGCUCAAAGAGAAAGCAUGGCUGCUGGUAUCCUGACUAGAGUGUCACAGGCUCUGUGGGGUCCCCGGUUGGUGGGCGCUGUGUUGGCAGGUCAUCGACACACACUCGGUACCGCAGCUGCUGCGGCCAAACCGUCAGCACCGAUCGAUGAUACCGGUGUGAAAGAGAAGAUCUUAAACUUCCCCCUCACUCAGCCAGACUUUUUCCGCUUGUCUGAGCUCUUCACCAUAAAGGACCUGUUUGAUGCCCGUGUGCAUCUCGGCCACAAGAAAGGCUGCAGACACAGGCUAAUGGAACCCUAUCUGUUUGGUUCUCGCCUGGACGUUGACAUCCUGGAUCUCGAUCAGACGGCGGAGCACCUCCAGAGGGCAUUAAACUUCACUGCUCACGUGGCGUACCGGAGUGGCGUUAUUCUGUUCAUCUGCCGCAGACGCCAGUACAGCCACCUUGUCGAGACGACAGCCCGAGAGUGCGGCGAGUACGCUCACACGCGUUACUGGCAGGGUGGACUGCUCACCAACGCCCCUGUACAGUACAGCCCCGGCGUCCGGCUACCGGACCUCAUUAUAUUCCUUUCAACCCUCAAUAAUGUUUUCCAGCCACACGUGGGAAUCCGGGACGCAGCUAAAAUGAAUAUACCCACAAUUGGGGUGGUGGACUCCAACUGUAACCCCAGCCUAAUCACAUACCCGGUGCCAGGCAAUGAUGACACUCCUGCUGCCAUGGAGAUGUACUGCCGGCUGUUCAAAAUGACCAUCAACAGGGCAAAAGACAAGAGGAGGCAAAUGGAGCUGCUGAGGGGUAUAUCAGCAUCAGCAUGAGAAGGGAACACCACGGCUGUGCCAGUUAACAUCAUUUAAUCCAGUCCACACAUGCAAACUACAGCAGGAAAAAAUAUGUCCAACGUUAAUAUUCAGGAAUAUUCAUGUAUGUUUAUGCCAAAAUGUUCAGCGUCCAGGAAUUUGACCCAUAGUUUAAUACUGCUCUUGAUUAAGAUCCUACAACUUGAUGCUUUGAUGAUGGAAAAGAUGCUGUCAGUUCAGUGGGUUGUUCUGUUAUGUACUGUUGAACAGUAAACUGGCAUUUUGUAUUCAAUGUAUUCAUCUUUGCUUGUUAACCACACUGUGAGAAAUGUAUAAGGCAGGAGAACCUUGACCAACCCAAAAAUAAAGGCAUUCACUAUGCCUUUAUUAUUCCAUUUGUGAAAUAUAAUUGUUAAACAGUUGGUUAUUUAUUGGAUUCAUAUGAGUUUCUCUUGAAUACUUAGAUAAACCAAAUAAAGCUUCUUUAAUUCAAAAUUGG
Triplophysa dalaica is the source of this 1485-nucleotide messenger RNA. RefSeq names its product mitochondrial ribosomal protein S2 (gene mrps2). Gene Ontology annotation, molecular function: structural constituent of ribosome. Gene Ontology annotation, biological process: translation. NCBI's taxonomy places the organism in Eukaryota, Metazoa, Chordata, Actinopteri, Cypriniformes, Nemacheilidae. The record is from RefSeq and is a predicted model, not a curated record. The coding region runs from base 201 to 1004 and encodes 267 amino acids. Gene Ontology annotation, cellular component: mitochondrial small ribosomal subunit; ribosome. The transcript is spliced from 4 exons.